GCGGUAACAAGAGGCUGAUUUGACAUCGGCCUUGAAGUGUUCACGUGUCGGUACAUGUCUGUAAAUUAUGUGUUUCUCUGCUGCAGAACUAUAAUAAUUUUAUAGCGAAAACCUACCUUUUCCUAUUGAAAUUAAUGCAUUCUUCGAAAUUAUCUCACUUCUUUGCAAACUUUUAUCCUACUGUCAUGAAUCAUAAAAUAAUUAGCGUUAAAGAUGCAAGUUUAAAUCUUAACUCAAUUGUCCAAUUGAUCAGUCAAAAUAAUGGUGUCAUAGCAUUGCCGACAGAUACAAUUUAUGGAUUAGCUUGUUCUGUAUACAAUCCAAAAGCUAUUGAACGAAUACGUCAAAUUAAAGGACGUGCAGAGAAUAAACCAAUGGCUAUAUGUUUAGAUCAAGUAUCACAUAUUUCUCAUUGGUGUGAUACUAGAAAUAUUCCAACUGGUCUGUUAUCGGAUCUUUUACCCGGUCCUGUUACUGUUCUAUUACCACGUUACUCUGAUCAACUUGAAGACCCAUUAAGCAAUCACUUAUUAAAUUCAAAUGAAAAACGUGUUGGUAUUCGAAUACCCGAUUCCGGAUUUAUACGUAAACUUAUCUCAGCUUUACAUGAACAAACAAAGAAUAACAACACUGGUGAUGAUCGUAGCGGCGGUGGUCAUCCAUUGGUAUUAACUUCAGCAAAUUUAAGUGGACAGCCGUCAGCAAUUCAAAUUGAGGAAUUUUCCGAGAUUUGGUCAUCGAUCGAUUUGAUCGUUAAUGGUGGUCCGAUCCAAUCGGAUUUGUGCUCUGUUGACUCGGAUUGUAGUCGAGCUGGUUCAACUAUCAUAGAUUUAUGCGAUUGUGAUAAGUCGGUUUAUUCUGUGAUACGAAAGGGCAGUGCAUUCGAUGCAACAGUGGCCAUAUUAGAAGAUCGUUAUCAUUUGUCUGCAACGAAGUCCUCCUAGACACACACACACUGUGACAAGUGAAAUUUUUAAUUCAAUUUCAUUCUUCUUGUUUCUUUUAUCACAAAUACUGGUCCCAUGUAGAAUUAAAAACGAACUACACUUGUAUUUGGUCACCUCAAUCAAUCAAUCAAUCAAUAGCAACGUAGAACUUCGUACGUACGUACAUACAUACGUACAUCAGUUCAAGUUGCCACAUACCAUAUACGCACAGUUUGAUCCCUUUGUUCUGUAGGUCUCCCCUCCCCCCCCGAAAGAAAAAACGCGCCAAAAAUAUAGUUUGAUGUGUGAUGAGCUUGUUUUAUUUUGCUCUUCUCUUUUUUUAUCAUUUUCUAUCCCUUUUUUCCUGUCUUUAUCACUUCCAAAAAAUAUUUUAGAAAGAUUUAUUUUAUCCUCUAGAUUACGUUAUACUUGUAGAAACUUCUGUAAUCUUUAUGUACACUGGAUUCUUGAUGAACACAAUACUAUAUUGUAACAUUCCUUAUGAUUGUUAAUCUUACUUAUUGUUGACAAAAAUGUACCCAUAUAUUUUUCAUUCCCCACAGGUUAAGACAAACACUAUCCAUGACAUAAGAUGAAGAUGAUGAUGUUGAUGUUGUUAAUUUUUUCUGUUUCUGAAUUCGAUUUUUUGUUUUAAAAGUUUGUAAACCAAUUGUAUCGAUUAGCAUGUCAUAUUGUUUGUGUGAAUGGCUGAUUGUGAAAGUGUAUAUGCAUUAUCUGUGAA
Schistosoma turkestanicum is the source of this 1668-nucleotide messenger RNA. The record is from the annotation of a GenBank genome assembly. Lineage: Eukaryota; Metazoa; Platyhelminthes; Trematoda; Strigeidida; Schistosomatidae.